AUGACAACUACUCUACUACUCUACUAUGAUCAUUAUUUGAAAUUAAAUAAGAAAUGGAGAUCAAAUGGAAUUGUUUCAUUGUUGACUGGUGUGAUCAAUAUUAUUGGAACUGCGCCAAACUAUCUCUAUGGACAUGAUGCCCGAUCUGGCUACACUAUCAACUACCCUGUGCAGAGGGGGCUGGUCUCUGACUUUCCCAACAUGGAAAGAUACUGGUCUGACUGUUCAUACAACAAACUGCGUUUGAUGCCAAAUGAAGCUUUGGCCAUCAUAUCAGAGUGCACAGGAAACACUCCAUCCAAACGUCUUCAAAAGGCCAAAUACUUUUUUGACACUCUCAAAGUGCAAAAACCAACUUUUGUUAAUCAACAAGUAGCAGCCCUCUAUGCAACCGGAAGAAACACAGGUGUGGUAGUAGAUAUUGGUGGCCAUUCCAUCCACAUUGUUCCUAUUAAAGAUGGAUACAUCAUUACCAACGGUGUCGAGACUCUCUAUUAUGGCGGACGAGAUAUAACAAAUUACUUGUUCAAACUCAUCAAUGAAAAACAACCCAAUUCUGUCACCACUACACUUCAAAUUGAUGAUGUCCGAGUUGGAAAAGAGAAGAAUUGUAAGGUCGCACCAGACUCUGUCACUGCAGCCGCCUCCAACGGUCUAUCUGGAUCAAUCACACUAUCCAACGGUAACAAGCAGAUCUAUGUUGGAGAGCUAUUUUUACCAUCAGCAAUCAUAAACUCUGUUGAAUCUAGUGUAUCUGUUCACAGACAAUCGUUGCUCAACAACAUUGUAUUGGCUGGUGGAUCAUCCAAUUUCCCUGGUCUAGCAGCUCGUCUCAAAACUGCAAUUACAGUUGCCUAUCGUCCAGGUGCAGUCUUUAGUAUCAUUGCUAAACUUCCCCAAUUUAAAACCAAACUGUUUUCCUCACAAGAGAGGAAUUCAACAAAGAUGGUAAAACAAUUGAAAAUUAUAUUGACAGAAUUAAAUUUAAUCUUGAUGAUGGAUGAUGAGGCCUUUUGUUGA
Messenger RNA from Cavenderia fasciculata, 1020 nucleotides. RefSeq lists its product as uncharacterized. The record is from RefSeq and is a predicted model, not a curated record. Bases 1 to 1020 code for a protein of 339 amino acids. The transcript is spliced from 5 exons. Lineage: Eukaryota; Evosea; Eumycetozoa; Acytosteliales; Cavenderiaceae.